AUGAGACCUGGGGCAAAGGAGCUGGGGAAGGAAGCCCCACGCUGCGAGGAGCCCCGGGAGCCUCCGGGCUUGUUCUGCCUCUGGCUUCGCCUUCACCAGCUGCUGAGAGACCUGCCCGGAGCGGCCGGAGGAGAGAGGGGGAAAGAAAGAGGCUCUCCGCUCCACCAUGCAGCCUUUAGGGCACUCACCGAGUACCAGAAGCUUCCCGCUCCUCUCUCCAGCAAGCAGCCUCCUUCCUCCCAUGAAGGUGUGACCAAGAAGUGUGUGCCGCUGGCCAGGUGCUUCCCGCAGCUGGGGAGCGAGGGGAGCCAAGCCCCACACACCACCCCCUCGGGCCACAGGGUCACCUCUGCCCCUCCUGAUGAAAUUCUACUGACUCCCUGGAGGGACUUCCCUGUCGAGGACACAGAUCCCUUUGCCCCCCCAGAUGAAGAGAAGUGGGACUUUGUCCUGGUAAGUGACAUCCACGAAGUGGGCAGCCAGAAGGAGAUCAAGAGGAAGAAAUUCCUGGAUGAGCUGAGCAAGAAGGGGUUCAUCAUCAAGAAAAUCGAGGACAAGAAGCUCUUUUAUGGGGUCCGUGCCCCCAGACAGAUCUUUAAGAAAUACCAGUGGCUGCUGAGGAACCCUGACAGCAGGUGGCAAAACUCUGAUGCCCAUCAGGAUGUACCAGUGACCACCAGGAUACGGAUCGUGAACUUCAUCCUGCAGAACACGGUGACACCCGACCUUGAAAAGCUACAUGACUUGAUGAAGAAGAAGGUCUUUGAGGCUUCAUUUCCCCUGCAUGAGAAAGAAGAGGUAAGGGAGUUCCUGAAGGAGAAAUGGGCUCGCUGGAGAAGCAUAUUUCACCAUCAGCCAAUUGAAAAGAUCAGGUGCUAUUUUGGCGAGAAGGUGGCCUUGUACUUCGCCUGGCUGGGCUGGUACACGCGGCUGCUGGGCAUCGCGGCGGUGGCCGGCUCCAUUGUCUUCGUGAUUGGGAUCACCAUUUUCAACUCCAGCCAGGUGAGCAAGGAGAUCUGUGAAGCUAACACCACCAUCAUGUGUCCUCUCUGUGACCAGAAUUGUCCAUUCUGGUACCUCUCUGACACCUGCACCUAUGCUAAGGUCACCCACAUGAUUGACAACGAGGCGACAGUUGUGUUUGCCAUGUUCAUGGCAAUCUGGGCCACUGUGUUCCUGGAGCUGUGGAAGAGGAAUAGAGCCACUGUUGUCACCAACUGGGACCUGUACGGGUGGGAUGAGGAACAGGAGGAGCUGGCCUUGGAGCUGAUCAACAACUUGCAGCACGAGCCCCGGCAGUACCAGCACUCCUACUUCCGCAGCACCAUCGUUCUCGUCUUGGUGCUGGUGAUGAUGGCGGUGACGAUCGGCAUCGCCCACGCGCUGGUCAUUUACCGCGUGGUAGCCACAGCCCUCUUCAGCCAGAGCCACUCCGAGUUCCUCCGCGAGCAGGCCAACACGGUGGCCGUGAUGACAGGGGCCGUGCUGCACUACAUCACCAUUGUCAUCAUGACCAAGGUCAACAGGCGCGUGGCCCUCUUCCUCUGUGACCUGGAGAAACCAAGGACCUUCACUCAGCGUGAGAAGAAUUUCACCAUGAAGAUCUUCACCUUCCAGUUCUUCACACACUUCUCCUCACUCAUCUACAUUGCCUUCUUCCUGGGACGGAUCAAUGGCCACCCAGGGAACUAUGUCCGCAUUGCUGGCAAGUGGAGGCUGGAGGAGUGCCACCCCAGCGGCUGCAUCACUGACCUCUUCAUCCAGAUGGCCAUCAUCAUGCUGCUCAAACAGACCAUCAGCAAUGUGAUGGAGUAUCUCAUCCCCUGCAUCGCCCACAAGCUACGCAAGAAGCCGCAGCGCCCCAAGAAGAGGAGCAUGGUGCUGGGAGAGGAGGAGGAGGCUGAGGACCCCUGCAAACGGCAGUGGCUGAACAACUACCGACUCAACGAGGUCAACAUCUUCAGCCUGUUUGAUGAGUUCUUGGAGAUGGUGAUCCAGUACAGCUUCACCACCAUUUUCGUUGCUGCUUUUCCCCUUGCCCCACUCCUGGCCUUCAUCAACAACGUCUUUGAGAUCCACCUGGAUGCCAUCAAGAUGAUGCGGCUGUACCGGCGCAUGGUGCCCAGGAAGGCAAACGACAUCGGAAUCUGGCUGCAGGUCCUGGAGGCCGUGGGCAUCCUGGCUGUCAUCGGGAACGGGCUGGUGAUUGCCAUCACCUCCGACUUCAUCCCCCUGCAGGUCUACAAGUACACCUACAGCCCCUGCAUGACAAAGAACAGCUCUGGUGUGGACUGCUCCACUGGGUACAUCAACCACAGCCUCUCCGUCUUCCGCAUCCAGGACUUCGAGCCCCACACGAGGGCCGAGGCACUGCCCAACUUCAACAGCACCCAGAACAAGGAGUGCAGGUACCGGGACUACCGGAACGCUGACGACUACAGCUACACGGUCCAGUUCUGGCACAUCUUCGCUGCACGGCUCGCCUUCCUCAUCCUCUUUGAGCAUGUGGCGCUGUGUGUCAAGCUGAUCGCAGCCUGGUACAUCCCUGAUGUCCCCCAGUCAGUCAAGAACCAAAUUCUGGACAAAAAACACACCAACCUUCGGAAAGAACUGAGCAUGAUGGAGUACUCCACUGAGGUGUAGCCACUGCUCUCCACAGAGAGCCAUGGGAUUUCAGCCCUUAUCCCCAGCUUGGAAGUGCCAUGGGCGUGAGAGGAACCACCGUGGCAGGGCCCAUGGAAGCAAGCCACAUGUCCCAGCUGUGACUGAGCUUGGACUUGAGCUGGGAAGUGACAACAUGUUGGUGGCUUCACAGCAGCAGGGUCCUUUCCAGCUUGCAUGGCCAUCAGGAGGAAAGAAGCUGUGGCAGCCACCAGGGAUGGUGCCUUCCCCACACACCAGGGAAGAGCUUUGGCACUGGGGAUGAGCCACGGUGCAGCCUCCAGCCUGUGCUGUGCGAGCACGAUGCUGGUCUGCAGGAGAUAACCUGGCUCCAUCAGUCCCUGCUCCAAGACGCUGCUGGCACCGUCAAGCCGCCGGGCACCUCGCUCCAGCUUCCCACUCCAGCUCUUCUCUUGCACUUUGCCCUCCGUGACCUCCCUGCUCUGGCACUGCCGAUGAACUUGAGUCUUUCCUCCUUCCCCAUGGCAUGGCCACCACGUGGCUGCAGCUCCGACCUGCUGUUUUCAUGGACACUGGGAAAAAUGCUGGAAUUAGGCUAACUGUGAUUUGCUUUAAACCUACCUUGAGCACCAUGAGAGCCGUGCCUGGCCCAAGAGCAAAAUGGGUAAAUAAACACAACAGCCACGCAGCCCCAGGCAGCCAGAACUUCAGCUGCUGCCACUC
Pogoniulus pusillus (Red-fronted tinkerbird) is the source of this 3345-nucleotide messenger RNA. RefSeq names its product anoctamin 9 (gene ANO9). The coding region runs from base 1 to 2643 and encodes 880 amino acids. Gene Ontology annotation, cellular component: plasma membrane. Lineage: Eukaryota; Metazoa; Chordata; Aves; Piciformes; Lybiidae. The transcript is spliced from 25 exons. Gene Ontology annotation, biological process: chloride transmembrane transport. The record is from RefSeq and is a predicted model, not a curated record. Gene Ontology annotation, molecular function: chloride channel activity; protein dimerization activity.